Aspergillus thermomutatus is the source of this 1389-nucleotide messenger RNA. RefSeq lists its product as uncharacterized. NCBI's taxonomy places the organism in Eukaryota, Fungi, Ascomycota, Eurotiomycetes, Eurotiales, Aspergillaceae. Gene Ontology annotation, biological process: transmembrane transport. The transcript has 3 exons. The coding region runs from base 1 to 1389 and encodes 462 amino acids. The record is from RefSeq and is a predicted model, not a curated record. Gene Ontology annotation, molecular function: transmembrane transporter activity.
AUGUCUCAACAAGCUGAAUCCAAAACAGCAGCCGAUCCUGGCGAGGCCGAGAAGAGUCAUCUCUACGAUGGCCAAGGCACUGAGGAAGACCCUUUCGUGGUUGAGUUCCAAAAGGACGAUCCUCAGAACCCCAUGAACUGGUCUCAGUCCCGGAAAUGGCUCAUCACAAUGAUUGUGACCUUACAAAUCCUCUGGGUCAUUUCCCACGUCGCCAUGGUGGCCUUCAUUGGAGGUUCUGCUGGAAGCCAAAACGUCGCCACCCUACUGAUAUUGCGAUUCUUCGGCGGCACAUUCGGUAGCUCGCCGCUGGUCAACUCGGGGGGUGCUAUCGCAGAUCUCUUCCCCCCGGCUCAGCGAGGCCUUGCUAUGACACUCUACUGUGUCGCGCCCUUUCUUGGUCCCAUCCUUGGCCCUGUCGUCGGCGGGUUCGUUUCUGAAAACGUUGGAUGGAGGUGGGUGCAGGGGUUGUGCUGUAUCUUUAUAGGAGUGAUAGGCAUUCUUGGGGUUCUUUUCGUCCCCGAGACAUAUGGCCCGGUGCUGCUGAUCAGAAGGGCAAAGAAAUUGUCCAAAGUUGAUGGCGAAGUUUACAUCAGUGUUCUCGAAAAGAGUCAGGGCAGAAAGAAGCCGUCUGAGGUCUUUCAAAGAGCCCUGAACCGGCCUUGGGUUUUGCUCUUGCGAGAACCUAUUGUACUAGUGGCCUCGCUCUAUAUGGCCAUCAUUUACGGCACUAUCUACAUGUUCAUGGGUGCCAUGCCUAUCGUCUAUAAUGAGGAGCGUGGAUGGAGCGAGGGCAUCGGAGGGCUUGCGUUUAUGGGUAUUGCUGUUGGUAUUAUUCUAGGAUUGGCUUAUGCUAUCUACGACAACAAUGGGCGUUACAAGAAGCUCUUACUGGCUAAAAAAUCAACUGCGGAAUCACGACUACCACCAGCCACUGUUGGUGCUGUUGCCUUGCCAGUCGGCAUGUUCGCCUUUGCAUGGACCAACUACCCCAGCAUUCACUGGUCCGUCAGCAUCGUCCUCUCAGCACCCUUUGGCUUCGGUUGUGUCCUCGUUAUCCUGCCAAUCGUCAACUACCUGAUUGAUUCCUACACCAUCUACGCAGCCUCCGUUCUUGCAGCUGCCGCCAUCUUCCGCUCAAUCGUCGGUGCCGUGUUUCCCUUGUUCACCACCCAGUUGUAUGACUCGCUAAAAGCCCAAUGGGCGACAUCUAUCCCGGCCUUUCUAACAUUCGCUUGCAUGCCGUUCCCGUUCGUCAUGUACCGUUAUGGUGGGGCGCUGAGGAUGAAGUGCAAGUAUGCUUUCGAAGCUGCUGAAAUGAUGAGACGGAUGCAGAUGCAACAAGACCCCGUCCCAGCUAGAAAAGAGGAAGAAGAUUCCCCUUCAGAGUGA